CACAAACUGACACUCAGAAAAAAAGUUGAUUCUUCGUUAUCAAUAAUAACUGAGAUCGGAGAAUCCAUUCCGUCAUCGUCAUCGUCGCCUUCUCCUUUGGUUUUCGCAUUCCUCAAUCUGUCAUUUUUGAAGAAUUCUUCUUCGCUACUAAUCCAAUGAGAUUGAGGUCUUGAGAAUCUGGAAUCCGGAAUCUCGUCAGCGGAUAUGGCCGGUUCUUCUCAGAACUGUGAAAUGAAGAUGGAAGGUUGGUUGUAUAUUAUCCGAUCGAAUCGGUUUGGCUUACAGUACUCAAGAAAGCGCUACUUCCUUCUCGAAGGUCACCUUCUCAAGAUUUUCAAGUCGAUGCCUGCUUCGAAUCUAGAGGAACCUGCUAGAAGUGUAACUAUAGAUUCCUGUAUUCGGGUCACAGACAAUGGGAGGGAGAGCAUACAUAGGAAAGUGUUCUUCAUAUUUACACUUUACAACAGUUCCAAUCACAAUGACCAGCUUAAGCUAGGAGCAAGCAGUCCUGAAGAAGCAGCUAAAUGGAUUCAUUCCUUUCAAGAAGCUGCUUUAAAGGAUGGUCCAGACCCAGGACAUCAUAUUGUUGGUUGUUCCAACGGCGGAUGGCAGUCCUUUAGAUCAAGUGAUUCAAGAGUGUCAUAUCACCAUAAUUCUAUAGACUGGACUCUUUCUUCAGCCACACACAUGGAUCAGGUGACCUCUGAUGUCAUUGCUCCUUCACCUUGGACAAUCUUUGGUUGUCAAAAUGGUCUUAGGCUGUUCAAAGAAGCAAAAGAUAGGGAUUCUCAUGGAAAGUGGGAUGAUCAUCCUGCAAUCAUGGCUGUUGGUGUGGUUGAUGGAACUUCAGAAGCCAUUUUCCAAACGCUUAUGUCUCUUGGACCCUCAAGAUCUGAAUGGGACUUCUGUUUCUACAAGGGUAGUGUGGUUGAACAUCUUGAUGGUCAUACAGAUAUUAUUCACAAACAGCUGUAUAGUGAUUGGUUACCUUGGGGAAUGAAAAGGAGAGAUCUUUUGUUGCGGCGUUAUUGGAGAAGGGAAGAUGAUGGAACAUAUGUUAUCCUAUAUCACUCAGUAUUUCACAAGAAGUGUCCACCACAGACGGGCUAUGUCCGUGCCUGCCUUAAAAGUGGUGGUUAUGUUAUAUCUCCAACAAAAGAUGGAAAACAAUCUGUUGUAAAGCAUAUGCUUGCUAUUGAUUGGAAAUUCUGGAAAUCUUAUCUGCGAACUGCUUCUGCCCGGUCCAUCACAAUUCGGAUGCUGGAGAGAGUUGCUGCCUUGAGGGAGUUAUUUAAAGCAAAAGAAGGAGAUUAUCCUUCUACUGAUCUUUCAUCAGGAGAGCUGACAAGAAAUGCUAGGUUGCUUGCCUCUGACAAGGACCAUGCGGUUGAUAUUCAAGCACAAAUGGAGCCUGGGAAGACUAAGGAAAAUAUAAGUGAAGGAGUAGAAAGGGCACCUUCAGAACGCUCGAGUCUGGUGGGCCUUAAUGAUUGUGUUGAUGAGUUUUUUGAUGUUCCAGAGCCAUCAGAUAAUGAUCAAUCAGAAGAUGGAUGGAGUUCUGAUUCUUCUUCAGAAAUGCAUCCUCAGGAUACCCGUCAUCCAAGGUUGUCGACUGCGGCUGUUUUUGUAAAAAAAUUGCACGAUCUUGCAGUUCAAAAGAGGGGUUAUGUGGACUUACAAGAGAUGACAAGGGAAGAUGGUGUAUCUUUCUGCUAUGGCAACACUCUUCCAAAAGAUCCAACUUGCUCUUUGCCUUGCAGUUGGACAACAACAGACCCCGCAACAUUUUUAAUUCGUGGAAAGAGUUAUCUUGAAGACCGGAAGAAGGUAAAGGCGAAAGGUACUUUAAUGCAAAUGGUUGCUGCAGAUUGGCUAAGAUCUGACAAGCGGGAAGAUGAUCUUGGAGGUCGUCCUGGGGGCAUUGUUCAGAAAUAUGCUGCACAGGGUGGACCAGAGUUCUUCUUCAUUAUAAACAUACAGGUUCCAGGCUCAACUACAUAUAGUCUAGCCCUGUAUUAUAUGAUGAAUACUCCUGUGGAGGAUUCGCCAUUGCUAGAGAGCUUUAUCAAGGGAGAUGAUGCUUACAGAAAUUCAAGGUUCAAGCUUAUUCCAUACAUAUCCAAGGGCUCAUGGAUAGUUAAGCAGAGUGUAGGGAAGAAAGCCUGCCUCAUUGGUCAAGCACUGGAAAUCAAUUAUUUCCAUGGGAAGAACUACUUGGAGCUUGGGAUUGAUAUUGGGUCGUCUACGGUUGCAAGAGGUGUUGUCAGUCUCGUUCUCGGUUAUCUCAACAAUCUGGUUAUCGAAAUGGCGUUCUUGAUACAGGCAAAUACAGAAGAGGAACUCCCAGAGUACCUUCUGGGAACGUGCCGGCUUAACCACCUGGAUGCAUCAAAAUCUGUACUAGUGAAACCAUGGUCAAAUUCACACGUUCAUAUUGGAAUCAAUUCUCAAGGCUGAACAGUUGCAAACAAGUGAAGAUUUGUUAGGUCUGCUUCUAUUCCUGUAUUCAAUCAAAACUGGAAUGAGCUUUUUCAUAUAUCAUUAUGGUGUUUUACUUGACAGAUAAUCAAAAUUCAUAGGAUUGAUAGGACUUAUAAUGGCGUUAAUUUUUCAGUUGCUGCUCAAUGUAGACUGCUAUAUAAAAAAAUCACCAAUCUUAGUUUCGAGUUUGAAUUUCACAUCCGAAGUUAGGGUAUUUAUUGCAGAGAACAAAAUCUCAUAUGAAAAAUCCUUUUAGAUUGUAUUAAGAAAGAAAUAAGCAAUUA
Molecule: messenger RNA, 2765 nt
Organism: Rubroshorea leprosula
Lineage: Eukaryota; Viridiplantae; Streptophyta; Magnoliopsida; Malvales; Dipterocarpaceae
Source: the annotation of a GenBank genome assembly